Messenger RNA from Sorghum bicolor (sorghum), 828 nucleotides. RefSeq names its product thaumatin-like pathogenesis-related protein 4. Gene Ontology annotation, biological process: defense response. Gene Ontology annotation, cellular component: extracellular region. The transcript has a single exon. The coding region runs from base 56 to 586 and encodes 176 amino acids. The record is from RefSeq and is a predicted model, not a curated record. Lineage: Eukaryota; Viridiplantae; Streptophyta; Magnoliopsida; Poales; Poaceae.
GGCUUCAUACACAGCCUUAGAGUCUUAGUAGCUCGCUCACUAAGCUAUCAUAUCAAUGGCGUCCACUACUUCCAUGCCCUCGGUCCUCUUCCUCCUCCUCGCCGCCUUCGCAGCCAGCGCAAGCGCAGCCACCUUCACCAUAAAGAACAACUGUGGUUACACGGUGUGGCCGGCUGGCAUCCCCGUCGGCGGCGGCACGCAGCUGAACUCAGGCCAGACAUGGACCGUCAACGUGCCCGCCGGCACCAGCGGCCGGUUCUGGGGCCGCACCGGCUGUUCCUUCAGCGGCGGGAGCGGCCACUGCGACAGCGGUGACUGCGCCGGUAAGCUCUCCUGCACCGUCUCCGGCCAGACGCCGGCGACGCUGGCCGAGUACACCAUCGGCGGCACUGGCAACCCGCAGGAUUACUACGACAUCUCGUGUGUUGAUGGCUACAACCAGCCCAUGUCCUUCUCCUGCAGCACCGGCGUUGCGCUGUCGUGCACGUACGCCAAAUGCCCUGAUGCGUACCAGUACUCGACUGAUGACACCAAGACCCAUGCUUGCAGUGCCAACAGCAACUACCAGAUCACCUUCUGCCCGUGAAGAAGCGGCACAGAUGGUGAUCACGUCGAUCACAGAGCCACGCAACAGACAGUUCAUUCCUAUAUUAUGAAUAACUAGCACUGUCUAGCUAAGAUUACAGUUCAUAAUAUAUAAGAUAUGUAAUAAAUAAUAAAUCGUCCUUGUGUGCAUGUAUACGGAUAUAUGACACACUUUGCGUGUUUGUACUUGACUAUGAAGAACAUUCUUAAUAUAUACAUGUUUUCGUCAAAUAAUGAUGUGGA